Molecule: messenger RNA, 1317 nt
Organism: Adineta steineri
Lineage: Eukaryota; Metazoa; Rotifera; Eurotatoria; Adinetida; Adinetidae
Source: the annotation of a GenBank genome assembly
AUGAAUUGUUCAGAACGAGAAGAAAUUGCCCAUCAAAUUGAAUUAUAUACAUAUCCAAUUUUACUUGUAAUUGGAACAAUAGGUAAUUUAUUAUCAUUAAUAGUUUUAAUUCAAAUGCGACAACAUAGUGUAUAUCGUUAUUUAACAUUUAUGUCUAUUGCUGAUACUAUUGUUUUAUAUAUUGGUUUAUUACGUGAAUUACUUUUAUCAUCCAAUCUUCAUAUACAUAUUCAAGGAACAUUAUUAUGUAAAUUACAUGUUUUCUUUUUCUAUAAUACUCUUCAUUUAUCAUCAUGGUUUCGAUGUUGUUUAAAUUUAGAUCGUUAUGUUGCUGUUAAAUUUCCUAUAUUUACUUCAAAAUGGUGUCGUACACGACAAGCAACAAUAAAUUCAAGCGUUGUACUUACAAUUCUAUCUAUAUCUAAUAUUCAUUUAUUAAUAUUUGUUCAAGGUGAAGAUAAAAAUAUUAUAAAUUCAAAUCGUUCAACUGUUAAUCCAUUCCAAUAUCAACAAUGUUAUUUACAUGAAAGUUAUAUUUAUUUUUUUGAACGUAUUUAUACAUGGAUUGAUAUGUUUCUUGUUACAAUAAUACCAUUUAUAUUUAUUAUUUUAUGUAAUUUAACAGUUAUUAAUCGUGUAUUUCUUGUAUCAAAUUCAAGUAAAAAAACUGAUUUAGUUUGUCGUUCAAAAGCAACGAAUCGUUUACGUUCAUUAUGUCUUAUGAUGAUAUGUUCAUCAUUUGUUUUUGUUGCAACAACUUUACCAGUUACAGCAUUUAUCAUUGAUUUAUUAUCAAAUAAAGUUUCAUUUGAUUCAAUACGUUGUCGACGAAUACAAUGGACUAUAUAUAAUAUAUUAAUGUAUUUUAAUUAUGCAAGUAUACUUAGUUAUUGUAUAUCUGGUACAGAAUUUCGUCAUGUUUUAAUGAAAACAAUACAUAUGAAAACAAAAUCAAGUUUAGUUUCAAUUCUUCAUACAGAUAUGAUGAAUGCUGUUAAUCAUCGUCGAACAUCAACACCACAACCAUCACAUCGAAUGUAUAAUAAUUAUGAAGAAAAACAACGAUAUCGUUCAUUAUCUGUUAGUAUUUUACCGACAACAAAAAAUAAUAAAGAUCAAAGUCUUGUUAAAUUAAAUUAUAGUAAUACAAAAUAUUUAGAUAUUCCACAACCAAAUUAUCAUAAACUAUAUAGACAUUCAUGUACAAGUCAAACAAAUUGUGGUGGUUUAACACCAUCAUCAAUAACACAAAAUGCACGAGAUACAGGAUGGAGAUCGAGUUGUUUAUUAGAUACUCAUAUCAAUGAUCAAAUAUAA